This is a messenger RNA of Ochotona princeps (American pika), 1341 nucleotides long. It is a transcript of the gene C1H6orf163, whose product is annotated as chromosome 1 C6orf163 homolog. The record is from RefSeq and is a predicted model, not a curated record. Lineage: Eukaryota; Metazoa; Chordata; Mammalia; Lagomorpha; Ochotonidae. The transcript is spliced from 5 exons. Bases 284 to 1273 code for a protein of 329 amino acids.
UUAACAAUUUAAUGCUAGAGUCUGAGAGGGAGCCACUGCUUAAAUCUUGCCAAAUCCAGAGCCCACACCUUCUAUGGCAGAGGCUUUCAGUAGCAGUCUUUUAUCGAGGGCUCCUAACCACAAGCUCAGCGUGGCAGAUCACGUCUUCCCUGGCCUAUAGCAGUCUCCUAAGAACCCCGGACCUAUUCCAGCUUCCUUGCACUUCUAGCUUCUCUUGAAGCUACCUUUUCUGAUGUCAAAAUUAUUUUAACAGUAGGUAGCUGAAGCCACCUGAUGUUUAGCCAUGAUCAGAAAUCCAAACCACACGCACUUUGUUUGCUGUGCUGUUUGUAAUAAAAUAAUUCCACCAGCCCCUUUUGGAGAAACCUUCAAACGGAUCCAUGAAUACAAGCCGUUUAAGACACGUUUCUAUACUCACAGAGAUAUACUGGAUAUUGGGGAAAGUAUUCUGAAUAAAGAAGAGAAAUGCCAAGAGGCUACACUCAAAGAACGUAUUGCAAAAGCAGAAGCUGAUGUAUGGAAUCAGGCUAAUGAACUCCAAAAACAAGCAGUGGAAAAAGCACUUGAAGAAGCAAAUGAUAGACACAAAUUUGAAAUUAAAAUUUUGGAAGAGAAACAUCAAAAAGAUUUACAGGAAAUGGCAAUUAAAACCAAGACGGAAGUAUUCGCCAGCAUGGAUGAUGAACUGAAGAGAGAACACACAGCUGCGGAACAGCGCAUGGUCCACAGAGUCCAGAGGAUUAUGAUGGAGUGCCACAGGGAGAAGAUGGAGGCUGUGCAGAAGGCCAGGGAGGAAGAAAGGAAGCUCGCCGAGGAAGUAAUCCAGGCCCAGAAGAGCAAAGCCAUCGAGGAACUUGUGAGUAGUGGUGUAUCAGUUCUUAAGGAUCAGAAGACAACUAUGACCCAGUUGAUGAGAGCAAAAGAACAUGAGAUGAACCUCUUAUUUGGCAUGGCUCAGAAGCAGAGGCAAGAAGAGGUACAAGAAGUGAUACAAAAAGCAGAGAAAACACAUAAGGCUGUGCUUGGCAACGUAAUGGGUAAACUGGUUGACACUCAGGGGGAGCUGCUGACCAUUGUGAAACAACUGGGAAUCAUGACAAACUGGAAAGAAUUUCUGGAGGAAGAGUUAGAGGAAACCAGGGCAGCAUUUCAAAAAUACAUCAAUUACACUUUUCCUAAGCUCUCACCAGGACAGGCUGAUUUUAUUAUGCCAGAAAGAAAGAAAACACCUUCCAACCUUGUUACUAAAAAGGAUGAAAUAGUGCCUAACUAAAAGUCUUGGACUGAAAUUUCACUGCAAAAGACAUUGUAGCAAAGACUAAAUAAACUUAUUCAAAACCA